Molecule: messenger RNA, 390 nt
Organism: Durusdinium trenchii
Lineage: Eukaryota; Dinophyceae; Suessiales; Symbiodiniaceae
Source: the annotation of a GenBank genome assembly
AUGAAUGCAGUAGCCUCGCAAUUGGCAAAAAUGACGGAAGCGCUUCCGAAGGAGAUUUCCAGUACUGCUUGGGCAUUUGCGAAGGUUUCAUACGAUGGUGCCAUAUACCAUACCAUUGGGAAGAUUGCAGAGUCGAAGAUCAGCCAAUGUGAUGCUCAGUCACUGUCCAAUUUGGUGUGGGUCUUUGCCACAGUGCUGAUUUGCCCUCAACCGCUGAUCCUAUCCAUCUCACAAGCGGCAUUUCAAUGCUUGCAUACCUUCGGUGCACAAGAGCUGGCGAACACAGUGUGGGCUUUCACACGACUUCUCUUCAUCGAACGGUCGUUGUGUGAUGCUAUCUCCCAGAUGUGCAUCAGCAAGAUUGAGAGCUUUGUAUCUCAGAGAACUUGA